CCAAUAGAUGGCAGUGUUCUGCUGAAGAUUGUUUCAGGGGCGCAGGGCGACUCCAUAGGACCUCCAUCAUAGCUAGCUAGCAUCACAUUUUGGGCGGUCGACGCAUUUUAAAACAAGUAAGGAACGCAUCAAAUCUUCAGUCAUCAAAGUAUAAGUUUAUAUAUGGACAUCUGAAGGCAGCAUAAACUGGACAUGUCAGUUGACAAAGUACCCAGCCUAAGGGCUCUGUUGGUUGUUGCCUUCACCCUGUUGUGCUUCGAGGGAAUCUCCAUCGUUCAUGCCAAUAAGAAUUUUGAAGACGUGCGAUGUAAGUGCAUCUGUCCGCCCUACAGAAACAUCAGCGGGAACAUCUACAACAGGAAUGUGUCACAGAAAGACUGUAACUGCUUGCAUAUUGUGGAUCCAAUGCCUGUUCCCGGACAUGAUGUGGAAGCUUAUUGUCUGCUCUGUGAAUGCAAGUAUGAGGAACGCAGCAGUAACACAAUCAAGGUGACCAUAAUAAUCUACCUGUCUGUUGUGGGCAGCCUUGUCUUGUACAUGCUCUUCCUGUUGCUCAUUGACCCACUCAUCCGCAAGCAUCAACCUUACACACAGCAACUUCACAACGAGGAGGAUGCAGAGGACAUCCCGCCUCAGGCCGAGGACGCCCUGGAUCGUGGGAGCACCGUUCUGGAGCGGGUAGAAGGAGCUCAGCAGCGCUGGAAGAAGCAGGUGCAGGAACAGCGGAAGACUGUGUUCGACCGUCACAAGAUGCUCAGUUAAAGCCGCCCAGGCUGCUGUCAGCUCAGAUCUCCUCUUUUUUGCCCCAAAGUGCUACUGUCAAGGUCACGCUUCAAACAAGGAUCUGGAUGUCAAGUAGCAUUGGUGUCCUUCAAAAACAAUAUGGCUCCGUUUGUCUAAUAUAAUCAACUAAACUGGAUAGUGUAGUAAGUGUCUGGAAGUGGACUGACACUUCAGCACUCAGUCUUUGUAAGGGAAACUACUGCUACUUGAAUCCGGACGCUUUCAUAAAGUUCUCACUCAAGCUAACCAAUUACGCUGCCUUGUGAAACCAAACCUAGAUUUGGAAUACAUGAUUUGUCAUGAUUUGAUGGUUGUAUUAUUUGUAUGUAUUUAUCUACUUUUAUUUGUUAUCAACGUAAGCAAGCGAGACAAAGGGACUGAUUUCUUUAAAUUGAGUUGCACUUUUAUCAAAUGAAUAUUGGUUUUAUGUGGUCUCUUAAAUUCCUCAGACUAAUCCAGUUUUGUAGAAAUUGGUUCAUCAGAUAUACCUAGAUAUCUACCACUAACAUUUCUAGAAGCUUCAAGGUACAGUUUUAAAGUAGGAAAUCGCUGAGGAUGUAUGAUUACAUUUGGCAUGUUAUUGAGAAAACCAUGAAGCUACAGUUAAAUCACCCCAUGGCAUAUCAUUCUCCUUUAGUUGUACCUAACAUAUAAUAACCACAUAAGCUACUUCGCUAGUCUGCACUUUCUCUGAAAGAUUUGAAAAAUCUACUUUCACUGUUUGCACCUCCAUUUUGGAAGGUGUUUAAAAGUUAUUUAUUUCCUAUUGAAUUUGUGGUAGUUUUUGAAACUAUUACUUGAAUUGGUUGUGACAGUAAAUGUGAAAUUUCUGUUGUUUUGCACAGUUUUUUUUAUUUGAAGUACAUAUGAUUAACUUGUUGUAUUAUGCACUGUACCUGUGUUUUCAUGCUUGUAUUGUACGUGGGGAGCAUAAAAAGCUUAAAUAGCUUAAA
Messenger RNA from Clupea harengus (Atlantic herring), 1736 nucleotides. RefSeq names its product transmembrane protein 9 (gene tmem9). Lineage: Eukaryota; Metazoa; Chordata; Actinopteri; Clupeiformes; Clupeidae. The record is from RefSeq and is a predicted model, not a curated record. Gene Ontology annotation, cellular component: lysosomal membrane.